GGUUCUUAACUUUUCGCACCUCCAAAAUGUCAAAAAAGCCCCCGCCAACCUCGGCUUCCCCUGCAAAUACUUCCAAUUUCCUCGAUGUACCCGACAUACCUCCCUCGCACAUACCACAGUCCUUUCUCAUAGACUCAAACCCCAGCGCAGAGCGUCCACGAACCUUCAAACCACCAGUGCCAUCCGCAUUGCUUUCAAAAGUAGCAGCAUUUCUUCCACAAAUUGACGCUGCAAACAGUCAACUGCUGCAAACAAUACAGCAAGACAGCGAAAAACAGAAGCAAGUCGAUAUUGAGAAUGUUGACGAUGAUGGACAGUAUAUACAAAUGGAUCUUGGAGUUGGAGUAUUCGACACCCAUCCACAGACAUCAGUCCCGAACGAAAAAGACAUUAUUAUCACCGGACGGCCAACGGUAGAUGAAGAUGAAAAACCUCUCAUCGAGGUCAUACAAAGGACCGAACAAUCGGAAAGCGAGUCGGAAUCUGCAGGUUCCGACGACGAUGAUAACUCGCAAGACGACUCAAAUGACGACUCGAAUGAAGAUUCAGAGUUGGAGAACGCCAGGGGCUGAUGAAUCUUUAGACUUGCAAAGUAGCAUAGGACCAUCACAUGUAAAAACGCAACCCGGCCAUCGCUAUGCGCGGCAUGACGAUACCUGUUGAAUGUACAUAGCAUGAUAUAUAUUUCCAACCAAUAUUCGUACGCUAUCAACUGGGAGUGC
Spizellomyces punctatus DAOM BR117 is the source of this 722-nucleotide messenger RNA. RefSeq lists its product as uncharacterized. The transcript is spliced from 4 exons. The record is from RefSeq and is a predicted model, not a curated record. Bases 27 to 572 code for a protein of 181 amino acids. Gene Ontology annotation, molecular function: box C/D methylation guide snoRNP complex binding. Gene Ontology annotation, biological process: box C/D snoRNP assembly. NCBI's taxonomy places the organism in Eukaryota, Fungi, Chytridiomycota, Chytridiomycetes, Spizellomycetales, Spizellomycetaceae.